This is a messenger RNA of Ambispora leptoticha, 201 nucleotides long. NCBI's taxonomy places the organism in Eukaryota, Fungi, Glomeromycota, Glomeromycetes, Archaeosporales, Ambisporaceae. The record is from the annotation of a GenBank genome assembly.
CCAAAUUUUACUACACCUCGUGAAUUAUUUGGUAUGGGAAAAUAUGCUGAGGAUAGUUGGCGUUUAUUUUGUGGUGAACGAGAUGACGCAUGGAAAGUGAACAGUGGAUUCGAACCAGAAGAUAAAGUCAUAAGAAUGUAUAUAAAUUGGCGGCGUCAAAUGGAUGAGUUGGGUUUUGGCAGGAGAAAAGAAAACAUAUGA